AUGGCGGUCAUCGAACUUGCUCAUGUCCAGUUGAAGGAUGGCAUUACGGCAUCCGACCCAGAUUUAUUGAAGAAUCUGAAGGAGGUAAAACGGGUGAUCGAGGACUACAGUGGUCUACCGACAUUGUUCUUUGAACAAAUCGACGACCCCUCGGUGAUAUUCGUGGUUGGAGCCUGGCCCAGCAAAGAGAAACACGAGCACGGCUUCGAUGGAUCACCGCAGCAAGCCGUGAUUCUAGAUCUGAUCAAAGAUCAAAUGGGAAUUGAUUGGAUGCACUACAUGAACAUUGAUCAAAAGGAAUUACCAAUCCACGCACCUGUUCUGGCUCUGACGAAGGCCACGCUACCCAAGCAUGUUGAUCGCGCAGCAUUUGACCAAAGCAUGCAAAAGGCAACACACGGCAUCGAACCAGCGCAGCACGGUGCCAUUGGAGCGUGGAAUAUCCGCAAGGACAUACAUGAGCCGGACGUGAGAGUGCACUUCGGUGGUUGGGACUCGAUCGAGGAUGCAUCAGAGGGACUUGCGAAUGUUAUCGCAACGGCGGGUGGUGCUCUAAAUCCAGAACCAACCAACCUGUUCUUCUUCUUUACCAAGCAGAUCAAAUUGGCCUGA
Molecule: messenger RNA, 612 nt
Organism: Exophiala bonariae
Lineage: Eukaryota; Fungi; Ascomycota; Eurotiomycetes; Chaetothyriales; Herpotrichiellaceae
Exons: 1
Coding region: 1-612 (203 amino acids)
Source: RefSeq, a predicted model, not a curated record